UUUCUAGAAAACUGGGUCUUCAAGAAACAUUGAGAAAAAUGCUUUAUGCCACUAGAAUCAGCUCGUCGAGCUCUAUCGAUUGGGGUACCUCUCGUUAGCAUCUGUGAUUAACACUUGGGAUAGUUCCCUCGUUAGUUAGAUGUUUAAUAGAAUUUUACUGACGGAUAAUCUAUCAGCUUUCUUGUUUUGAAGCGAAAUGAAGAUAUUGAAUAUAUUAUAUUAUGGAUAAUGAAUACCGUUCGAUUUCUACAUGUCCUCCAGCAAUAUAGCGGAGAUGAAAAAUACACAGUCCAAAAUACACCAGAACAAAACCAACAGUGUCUAAAAAAUUUUGAUUUAGCAGACUAUCAGAUAAUACUUUCCGAUCUUGUUGUAUAUUUAUAUAAUGAAAUACUGAAUCGAAUUAAAACAAAAUUAAUACCGAUGAUAAUUCCCGCUAUAAUUGAAUAUGAAGACCUUGAGCAAGUUGGUUUAUUGACAUCAGCAAGAAUUGCUACAUCGGUCACGGGCAAACGACCAAAGUUUUCAGCACAGGAUCUCAUAAAACAACUAACCGAUUAUCAUAAAGUAUUACAAAUGUAUUUUGUUGAACCGGCUAUUAUUCAACAGUUAUUCAAACAAAUAUUCUAUAUAGUCAAUGCACAAGCAUUAAGAGGUUUAUUGGUACGAAGUGAUUGUUGUAAUUGGAAUAAAGCGUUACAAAUAAGAUAUAAUCUAAAUCAUUUGACGGAAUGGCUCCAUAAUCAACAACUAAGAGAGAGCGGAGCUGCCGAUUGUUUACAACCGUUGACACAAGCUGUCCAAUUAUUUUUGUUGAAAAAAGAUGAAAAGAACAUUGAUGAAAUGAUAAAUAUGUGCAAAUCUUUAACAAUUGCGCAGGUGACAAAAUUAUUGAGUCUAUACAAAUCAAUGGAUGAUUUUGAUGAUCAGGUAACACCGUUGUUGAUAAAAAAAGUUGGUGAAGCUUUAAAACAACAACGUCUGGAUUCAACUAAAGAUCAAAAACGUAUUGAUUAUGAACAUCAAGAAAAUUUUGAUUUAAGUUUUACUUAUCCAUUACUGUAUCCUUAUGUGUCAUUUGAUGUUUCAUUUGAAAAUUUAGAAAUACCAAAUGAAUUUCAGCUGGAUUUUCUUCCACUAAUGUAA
Molecule: messenger RNA, 1146 nt
Organism: Didymodactylos carnosus
Lineage: Eukaryota; Metazoa; Rotifera; Eurotatoria; Philodinida; Philodinidae
Source: the annotation of a GenBank genome assembly